Molecule: messenger RNA, 474 nt
Organism: Protopolystoma xenopodis
Lineage: Eukaryota; Metazoa; Platyhelminthes; Monogenea; Polystomatidea; Polystomatidae
Source: the annotation of a GenBank genome assembly
AUGGAACUCCUACUAUUCUCAUCCAGUGAAGAUUGCUUUUUGGCGCAAAAGAUCCUUGAAAGUAUUCAAGGCGGUUCCAGACUGCCAUUCCGCCAUAUCUCUUUUCCCGCUACUCCUGAUGAAUCGCAUUCUGAUGUCCCUAGUUAUUAUCAUCCUCCCAAGCCACUCCUAGCUUUUGCUGUUUGCAAUGGCUUUCGUAAUAUUCACAGCAUUGUACAUCAGUUGAAGCUGGCGUAUCGCAAAAAAACUCGAGUCGACAAGAAGGUUUGCUACCCCUACACCUGCAGUCGGUCAUCCUUUCCUUUUGACUACAUUGAAAUAAUGGCGUGUCCGGGGGGAUGUCUCAAUGGAGGUGGACAAAUAAAGGACUCUUUGGUAAGGACGACGUCAAUAUAUACUAGCCUAGAAGCGGCGGAAAUACUGAAACACAACCCAGCGAAGUCAAUUGACGACAUCCUAGAAAUGAACUCUGGC